AUGCGAGACGACGAACGUCGAGCGCUGAUCGAGGGUCUGCGCGCCGAGCACGCGAAAAUCAGUUCUUCGUAUCAGAAACUUCCCUUCGUCGUGGACACGCCGAACAGGCGCGCGCGAAAGGAGGCGCACGAGCUCAAGCUCGCGCGCAUCGAAUCCGACAUCAACCUUCUCGGCGCGCGAACGGUGUUCAUCGAAGGCUGA
Messenger RNA from Ostreococcus lucimarinus CCE9901, 201 nucleotides. RefSeq lists its product with no specific name. The record is from RefSeq and is a predicted model, not a curated record. The transcript has a single exon. Gene Ontology annotation, molecular function: calmodulin binding. NCBI's taxonomy places the organism in Eukaryota, Viridiplantae, Chlorophyta, Mamiellophyceae, Mamiellales, Bathycoccaceae. The coding region runs from base 1 to 201 and encodes 66 amino acids.